This is a messenger RNA of Mirounga angustirostris (Northern elephant seal), 1286 nucleotides long. RefSeq names its product GTPase, IMAP family member 1 (gene GIMAP1). Bases 1 to 900 code for a protein of 299 amino acids. NCBI's taxonomy places the organism in Eukaryota, Metazoa, Chordata, Mammalia, Carnivora, Phocidae. Gene Ontology annotation, cellular component: endoplasmic reticulum. Gene Ontology annotation, molecular function: GTP binding. The record is from RefSeq and is a predicted model, not a curated record. The transcript has 2 exons.
AUGGGAGGACGGAAGAUGGCAAGGGAUGAAGAAAAUGCCUAUGGUCCCGAGGACCCGGACGACGCGCCGCCCGCGCACGAGCCCCAGCUCAGGCUCGUCCUGGCCGGCAAGACCGGCGCGGGCAAGAGCGCCACGGGCAACAGCAUCCUGGGCCACAGGCGCUUCCCGUCCAGGCUCGCGUCCACCCCGGUGACCAGGACCUGCGCCCUGGGGAGCCGCCGCUGGGCCCGCUGGCGCGUCGACGUCACCGACACCCCGGACCUCUUCAGCGCCGACGGCCGCCGCGCCGACCCGGACUGCGCCGAGCGGGGCCGCUGCUACCUGCUGUCGGCGCCCGGGCCGCACGCGCUGCUGCUGGUCACCCAGCUGGGCCGCUUCACCGCCCAGGACGAGCAGGCCGUGCGCGGCGUCCGCCAGCUCUUCGGGGCCGGCGUCCUGGCGCGGGCCGUGCUCGUCUUCACCCGCGGGGAGGACCUGGAGGGGGCCUCGCUGCACGACUACGUGCGCGACACCGACAACCGCGCGCUGCGGGCCCUGGUGGCCGAGUGCGGCGGCCGCGUGUGCGCCCUGAGCAACCGGGCCGCGGGCGCGGCGCGCGACGCGCAGGUGGAGGAGCUGCUGGUGCUGGUGGAGCGGCUGGCGCGCGAGCACGCGGGCGCGCCCUUCACCAACGCCGUGUACGGCCUGGCGGAGGCCCUGCGCCACGCGCCCCCCGACCUCCGGCUCCGGCGGGUGGCGCAGCGGCUGGCGGCCGGCGGCCCGGGGCAGGGGCGGCGCUGGCUGGAGGUGGCGCCGCGCGGGGGUUGGCGGGCGCUCUUGCUGCUCGGCGGCGCGCUGCUCCUCGGCCUGCUUCUCUGGCGCCUCAGACCCAAGGCCUUGCGGGAGGUCAGUCCCGACUGACGGUCCAAGGAGGACUUGGGCCCGUCGACUGAGGGUCACUUCGCCGCUCGUGCGGUGUGCCUUCGGGGCCCACAGGCUCUUCUUUCCUCCUUUCCUGGCGGGGAUCAGCUAGGCAGCGUCCCGCCAGGGCCGGGCUCCCGCAAAACCUUCCCCUGGGACGUGGCCCUCCCAGGAGCUGCCCUUCCAAGAACUGGGAGCCUGGACUGAAAGGCACGAAGUACGUGGCGCCGAGGGGGAGGAAAAGCUCUUUCCCGCAUGCUCAGCUCCGAAACACCACACCUCCUACAACCAUCCCCUUGGGCACUGAGUUUUCAACACAUGAAACAUACUGGGGGCACACCAACCGACCGAAGCAGACACGACCCUCCCUCCUCCCUAUCUGGUUC